AUGGAGCACACGGACAACCCCCUGCGGGGGGUUGGUCCCACGGAUUUCUAACUCCGAUUUCUAAUUCAGAUUUUGACCACAGUUAUAUACCUUCAUCCAAUCAGAUGCAUUUAUUCUACCCGAUUAACCAAUCAAAUGCGUAUUAAGCCUGUGAGAGCCUGAGAGGUAGUGGUAGUCAAAUUUGAACCUCUCUAUUUGAUAUAUACCCUGGGUGCCAGAGGUUUUCAGGUUUUUAAAGGUCUUGAGACAUUGUUUUGAGAGGGAAGCUUUAAUUUAUUACACAGGAAACCCUAGCUAGGAAACUUUCUGAAGGCUCUGGAACACAGGGUAUUUGAUAUAGGAACAGGAAAUAUAUAAACGAGGGUAUUGCAAAAUUUGCAUGCAAGGUCGUUAAUUAUCACUGAUCAUCAGUGAUGUUCUUACACGCCCCCUGUGGAAAUCAGCUUCGGUUGACGGGGUUAGCACGGUUAAAUAAAGUUCUUCAUUCAUUCAUGUUAUCACAAGUGUCUGAGAAAUGAAAUGUAUAAUAUUUGCUGCGGGUUUAUAAAGCCAAAAUUUAUAAGAAUUAGAUUCACAAGAAUUAUCUGUUCUAUUAUUUUCAGGAAAGGCAACAAGAGUUGGUGGAGAUCCAGGGAUUACUAGAUCUGUUUUACAAAAAAUUCAGGUACGAACUGCAACGUAAAGGAUUAGUGUCAAGGUCAUGCAUUACGGGCUUUUGUUAUUGUUUACAUUUUACUCAAAUACAACAAAUAGCGAUAAAAAUACCUUGCUUGGUACAUUUCUGAUAAAAAUCACACAAAAAGAGCAAGGAUUAGAAAAGGAUGGUUUAAAUAUAUGACGGAUUGUAAAUACUUUCCCGACCAUCUAAUCUAUUCGUCCCGAAAAGUGGCCGCCGACAGGAGUUUGAACCCGCGAAUUCCUGGUGUGACACUAAUCCUUUAAAGUAAAAUUUAGAGUUAUGUAAAUUUUGAAUUUCGUCCCAUGUAAUUUGCGUAUGAUAUUUGAUGAUUUUGAUCAAUUUGAUUUAAUGAUAUGUAUUAGAGUAUAUAGUAACAGACGAAAAGAUUGUUUUUACAAUUGUUAUAAUUAAUAUGUACUUUUACUCAUGUAGGUUUGUGAUGAACCAAAAAUGUAUGCUCUGGAUUCACCAGGUAUGCUUAGGGAGAAAUUGAUUUUCUCGCUCCGUGCAUCGUGUAUGAAAUAUAAACUCGUGCUGAACAUGCAUUACCGACAUGAAAUGAACACCACGGUAAAACGUACCGACUGCUUGCCCAUUUUCGCGGUGUUCAUCACAUGCUGUUUAGAAUUUCCUUUUGACUUAUUUUAGGCAUUACCUCGCAUCAAAUCGAUACGUUGGAAACAGGAAUGAAAUUGGCUCUCAUUGGUAAAUCGCAUUUAAAAUAUUGUCAAUUACUUGUGAAGUACAAGGUGUAUGAAAACUACUAUGAAAAUACCAAAAACAAUGCAGAGAUCAGUGUACAUGUAAAAACGUAUUAUUGACUUAAGCCGGUGUUCCACUAGGCGGAAUUUUGCGCGCGAAGUGGAAUGUUUCAGUUUCUAAUUAAUUCCACCCGAGAAAUCACAAGACAAAGAAAAAUUCCGCUCCGCGCGCGCAAAAUUCCGCCUAAUGGAAAACCGGCUUUACGACUGAAUAAAAUGCUAUAUACCGCCCCUUCGUUAACUAAAUAAGGAGCAACCUGCAUUUAGCAGAUUCUAAUUCACGGUGAUUCCUACGGAAUGCAAGCAGUUGCUGCGUGUAUACUGACGCGUACUUUUCUAUUCCUAGGUUGCUUUCCAGAUCACAUGAUUGGACAUCACGUCAUUGCUGAUUAUCUUUUGUAUACACUAAAUAAGCACAAUCAGUUUAGGUAAACGCGAAUAACCGAUCAAGUUACAUAAUUGGAUUUUUAUUGGCUACCUCGUGAACCUGCGUACGAUGAUGAUUGACUGUUGAACCUCCGGUUAAAGUGGUCACCCACUAACGGGAUAUUACUAUUACGAAGAAAUGUUUACUCUUUGGAGUCUUCAAAAAACUGCUAAAAGGAGCUUACCUUUCAAUGGGGUACUUAGGCCAAACCUUUUCUUUGGAACAAAUGUAAGGAAGGGGUCGGGGUCAUGCAUCCUGCGGAAUAAUUUGGAUUUUUAAGGUCCCUGCAACACCAUUUCCUGCGUUCGGAGGCAAGCUUUUACCUAAUCGUGGAAAAAGCACACUUCGAAUCAAGAAAACGAGGGCACUUUCACUCCAGAAAGGCACUUUUGAGAAAACUGCGGUUUAUACGGCUCCCGUGAUCCGCAGUUCCGCGGCCCGUAAAGCAAAGUUCCCCUGUGCUUUUUAUCAGAUAGAAAAGUCAUUGGCAGGGCCCACCACCGCGCUUUCUUGAAACCAUUAUUCUUCACGAGUAACCAACACGUUCUGGGUACCGUAACCAACACGUUCUGGGUAAUGGGCUAGCAAGAAUCAACCAAACACAGCUGACACGUACUAGACCUAUCGUAUUCGAUAGUCGUUGCUUUCAACAAUAAUGCGAUCAUUAUUGUUGAUAAGCAUUUUUGCUAUACAAUCAACAAAAUAGAUCAGUGACGUUAUAUGUAUUUCAUAUAUUUUAUUUCAGUUAUGUCGAUGUUUAUGAUCUUCCAGACCCAUGUGACAAUGUUGAUAUUGUUCUACGUUAUAUUGCUUGUAAAAUGAAAUACGAAACUGGUGGUACGUUCUUGGUUUGCUCUGUGAUUUUUUAAUAGAGAACUUGAGCAAGCGACGUUUUUGACAACACGUACGCCAACCGUAAGUCAGUCGAGCCAUAGAUGGCGAGUGAACGCCAGCAGUUCUUGCUUGAAAUCAAUGCUCUCUAAUAUAUACGUAACCACAUGGAAGUGGGUUUUCUUCCAUAGGACAUCUGAAUUUAUCUGAAUGAUGAUUAGUGAGGUUUAGAUGUGACGUCCGCUGCCAUUAAGGGACCAUUAGCCAAUCAGAUGUGUUUGAUAUAUCCGAUCAACCAAUGAGAUGUUUACUAAGCCAGUGAGAGGUAUAGUGGAAGUCAAAUCUGAUUAUUAGAGAGGUUCAGAUUUGACUACCACUACCUCUCAAUGGAUUACUAAACAUCUGAUUGGUUGAUCGGAUAUAUCAAACACAUCUGAUUGGCUAAUGGUCCCUUAAUGGUAGCGGACGUCAAAUCUGAACCUCACGAUUAUUUAUAACAGUGCCGACGUUUGAGAUAAUUCUGAUAAUUCACAUAUUCCGCUGAUAGCACAGUACGUGUAGGAAAUAAAUACCCCGCCAUACUGUCUAGGUACUUCAGUAACCACAUGUCCACGCAUCCACUUGUCAAACUUGUUGAUACAUUUCCGCACAGGAUCCCCUAAAUAUGUCAAGUAACAACACAAUAAGUCGAUGCCAAGAGGCUGGGUUGGCGAGGGAUUUACAGUGUAAAUUCUAUUGUUCCAGGUGGUUUGCCAGAUUAUCAUGCUGCAACUGUAAACUUCAUCUCGAUGUACCGUAAAGGAAAAUUAGGAACAUUUUACCUGGACUCCUGA
Messenger RNA from Paramuricea clavata, 3531 nucleotides. Lineage: Eukaryota; Metazoa; Cnidaria; Anthozoa; Malacalcyonacea; Plexauridae. The record is from the annotation of a GenBank genome assembly.